GAGCUGGAUGGCUCUUACGGCGACGGUGUUGGAAGCAACCCGGACUUUGUGAACAGUCAGGGCCAGUUUGUGUCUGACCUCUACGACAUCUCGAAGGUCUGCCUGUAUACCCAGGCGCUGCCAACUCACUCUUGGUUCUCAGCUGGGUCCGGAAAGUCUGGGUACCUGAAGCUUGGAGGCGAAGCAUCCUCGGCCUUCAAGUCGCUGAUGUCGGGAGAUGAGCUGUCAUUGGAGCUCAUGUUCAGAUUGCUGGAGAAGCCCAACAUUGACCAUUCGAUCGUCAUGGGCACGAGUGUCAACCCUCCUAUGCAAGGCGACGUGACAUUUUCAGUCACAGUGCGAAGUCAUCACGGUGAGCUGAAUGUUGUUUUUGCCGGCAACAACGACUACCAACACCUCAUGAGCCAUCGUGGAGUAUGCGACGGCAAAUGGCAUCACCUAGUUCUGCUGGUACGAAAAUCCGCCAGGAAAGUCUUCCUAUACGUGGACGGCCAGAGUGUCCUUACGCAGAGCAACCUGCGUACAGGGAUAGUCUCAGACGUGGGCUCGCGAGUGCAGUGCAUGUCUGACCCUGACAGCUACAGCUACAGAGUACGGCACGGACCUCAUCCUGGGCACCGGCAGCAAGGAUUGUGGAAGGUGGUGCCAUGGGCAUCCUGGCUACAAGCAGAACGCCCAUUUCGCCCGCCUGCAGUUCUGGAAGAGGGCGCUCUCAGGCCAAGAGCUGGGCCCGAACCUCCCCAGCACAUGUGACAAGGCAGGUCUGGUGUCGGCCUAUCCCUUGAACAACGACUACCGCGAUGCCAUAGGAGACAAUCCCGACUUUGUGAACGCCCAGGGUAAGUUCAUGUCCGACAUCUACGACACGACGAAAGUUUGCCUGUGAUGGGAAGAUGCGCAAAAGGGAAUCUGGCCGAAGGCCCAAUCCACAUGAAAUCUUGGAUGUUCAGCCCACAUACUACAAGCGCUU
Messenger RNA from Effrenium voratum, 970 nucleotides. The record is from the annotation of a GenBank genome assembly. Lineage: Eukaryota; Dinophyceae; Suessiales; Symbiodiniaceae.